AGGGUCCUGGAAGGACAACCCCGCCACCAAGCACGUGUUCUCCUGGAGCCUGCAGCAGGUCACGCGGCCCUGGCUGGCCCGGCACCUGGAGCGGACCCUGCCCCCGGCGCUGCUGCUCUCCGACGACUACCAGACGGAGCACAAGGUCCUGGGGGUGCGCUGCCUGCGCCACAUCGUGCUGAACGUGCCAGCCGCAGACCUGCUCCAGUACAACAGAGCCGAGGUCAUCUACCACGCCGUCUCCCACCACCUGUACACGCCGGACCACCUCCUCAUUCAGGCUGUGGUGCCGUGCCUGCUCGACCUGUUUCCUGUGCUGGAGAGAGCCCUGCAGUGGAAGGGGGGUGCGGCCCGGCCCAGCACACACUGCGACGAGGUGCUGCGGCUGCUGCUCACCCACAUGGAGCCAGAACACCGCCUGCUCCUGCGCAGGGCGUAUGCCGGGAGCCUGCCGGCCUUCGUGGAGAGGCUGGGGAUCCUGAGCGUUCGGCACCUGAAGAGGCUGGAGCGGGUCAUCAUUGGCUAUCUGGAGGUCUACGACGGACCCGAAGAGGAGGCGAGGCUGAAGAUACUGGAGACCCUGAAGCUCCUCCUGCGGCAUACAUGGCCCAGAGUUUCCUGCAGACUUGUGGUCUUACUCAAGGCGCUCUUGAAGCUGAUAUGUGAUGUGGCGAGGGAUCAAAGCCUCACACCUGAGCCUGUCAAGAGUGAGCUGCUCCGGGAGGCCACGGACUGCCUGAUCCUCCUGGACCACUGCUCUCAAGGGCAGGUGAAGGGUCUCCUGGCCAAAGCUCUGCAGAGCUGUGAGGACAGCACAGUGGCAAGCUGCCUAAGGAGAGUGCAGCAGACGGCGGGAGACACGCCUCGCGAUGGGACGUGAGAUUUGUGUCACUUGCCAAGAGGAAGUGACUUACUCCCCUGAAUCUCAUCUGAAGAGUCCGUCUCUGCCUCCUGCUGUUCCAGGGCCUUGUCAAAGGCAUGGAUUGGGAAGUUGUAGAUGUCGCCAUACUGAGAACACAAACAGACUGCCUUUAACAUCUCCCUGUUACGCUUGCAGUUCCGCUGCCAAGAAGCAUGUCAUUUUUUUCCUGAGUGAUUAAAUGGGGAUGUUUAAUUUGA
Molecule: messenger RNA, 1119 nt
Organism: Tupaia belangeri chinensis (Chinese tree shrew)
Lineage: Eukaryota; Metazoa; Chordata; Mammalia; Scandentia; Tupaiidae
Gene: TTI2
Product: TELO2 interacting protein 2
Cellular component (GO): nucleus; TTT Hsp90 cochaperone complex; cytosol
Source: RefSeq, a predicted model, not a curated record